Messenger RNA from Pyricularia pennisetigena, 2457 nucleotides. RefSeq lists its product as uncharacterized. Bases 1 to 2457 code for a protein of 818 amino acids. Lineage: Eukaryota; Fungi; Ascomycota; Sordariomycetes; Magnaporthales; Pyriculariaceae. Gene Ontology annotation, molecular function: protein serine/threonine kinase activity; ATP binding. Gene Ontology annotation, biological process: peptidyl-threonine phosphorylation; mRNA cis splicing, via spliceosome; peptidyl-serine phosphorylation. The transcript has 5 exons. The record is from RefSeq and is a predicted model, not a curated record.
AUGGCUUCCGGGUACAGCUCAGACGAAGGUGAAAUUGUCGAGAACGGCGACCAUGGUGUGAAAAAGGCAACCACUCUGCCGCAUCGUGAGGGGGCCAGCGGUGUUGACCGUACCAAUAGAAAUCGAGGCAGGCCGUCCCGGUCUCCCGAGCCCGGCUUUCGUUCCGGCUCUCCACGCGGCUCCAAGCGUGCCCGCGCUGACGAUCGCGACUAUUAUAAUGGAUCCAGGGGCGGCGGCUCCGACCGCGACCCGCGCCGGUUCCGCGUCCACUACGAGGAAUCAUCGCGCCGCCGCGAUCGGCCCCCCCGCCAGUACGAGGACCUAGACCGCCCGGGUACUAACGGCCCUCUUCCCUAUGAUGACCGAGACUAUCGCUACGACGACAGAGAUGGCGACAAGUACCCGGACAAGCGCGCACGUCAUCGCAGCAGAUCGCCGUACCGCUCCACGCGGGCCGAUAACGGAGGGCGUGAUAGAGGUGGCGGCAGAGGUGAUGUUCACCAUCGCGAUCGACAAUCUCAGGAUAGGGACCAGGCUGAGUCUAUCAAGUAUAGUACCCACAAUGACAGACAGCCACGGGACGAAACCAUGUCCAAGCGGGCUCGUCCUGUGGUUGAUGAUAGUAGCCAGAGAAUGGUCCAUGCUAAAUCUGUUCAAGGUGUUGCCGAAGAGCAUAAAAACGGUGCUGAAGAUGACAAAAGAGACACUGGCUCCAAGCAGCCCGAGUCUCAGUCCGAGGACUGGGAACCUCCGUCCGUCGUGGACGAAGAGGCUGAAAUCGAGCGUCGGAGACGGCGGCGUGAAGAGCUCCUUCGCAAGUCACGCGGCUCAACACCAAUGCAGCAACAGCUUCUUGCUGCAUCUGCUGCCAAGCUGGCGGUUUCGACCCCUGAAUCGACACAGGGCAACACACCACAACGGACCGAAGUCAACACUCCUCGCUCUGACGCGGUAUCGCCUGAUCGGUCCUCUGCGCAAGCCAACGAUGCUGGAACGCCAGAGGCUCUGGAUAUGUUCACUGAACAGGACCUGGUCAACACCCAUAGCAAGGGCAAAUCCCUGGAUGAAGAUGGUCCAUCGGCUGCCGACUAUGAUCCUACUGCUGACAUGAAAGAGGAUGAGCGCCGCGACGAGAUGCGACAUGGCAACGUUGGAUUACACGGUGAAGGCCCUAAUACAAACAAUGCCUCGGCUCUUGGCAACGAAGAGUCUAUGAAAAAGGAGACAGGUACCGGCGACUCAAAAGCAGCUGGCGACGAUGACGAUGACGACUUUGACAUGUUCUCCACGGCCCCGCCCGAGAGGUAUGUUGCACCCAAAACGUCGGCUCAAGCGGCUGCUGCAGAAGAUGAAGCAGGUACUACGCACCUGGCGCAGGGUAACGGUGGCGGUAUCCUCGAAGGCGAUGACAAGGACGGCUACUACAAGAUCAGGCCUGGGGAGAUCCUCGAUGGCCGGUAUCAGAUCCAGUCGGCACUCGGCAAGGGCAUGUUCUCGGGUGUGGCGAGGGCAAUGGACGUAACGAACAAGAAGCUCGUUGCCAUCAAAAUCAUGCGCAACAAUGACGCCCUACGAAAAGGAGGUUUUACUGAAAUCGCCAUCCUGCAGAAGCUCAAUGAUGCGGAUCCUGAGAACAAGAAGCACAUUGUCAAGUUUGAGCGCUCUUUCGAGUACAAGGGCCAUUUGUGUAUGGCCUUUGAAAACUUGUCUCUCAACCUCAGAGAGGUGCUGAAAAAGUUUGGCAACAAUGUUGGUAUCAACCUUCGGGGCGUCCGGGCUUAUGCAUACCAGAUAUUUUUGGCCUUGGGGCACAUGCGCAAGUGCAGCAUCAUACACGCCGAUCUAAAACCGGACAACAUAUUGGUCAACGAUCAACGUAAUGUGCUAAAAAUCUGCGAUUUGGGCACUGCGAUCGACAGAUCGGAUGCGGCGACAGCACACAAUGAGAUCACACCUUACCUCGUCAGUAGGUUCUACCGAGCGCCUGAGAUCAUCCUAGGAAUCCCAUACGACUAUGCCGCAGACAUGUGGUCGAUCGGUUGCACCCUGUACGAAAUGUACACGGGCAAGAUUCUCUUUACGGGCGAUAGCAACAACCAGAUGCUCCGAGCCAUCAUGGAGAUUCGUGGCAAGAUCAGCAGAAAGCUCUAUCAAAGAGGUGAGCUGUGGCAGAUGCACUUUGACGAACUGGGCAACUUUUUCAGUCAAGAGAGGGAUAAAGUCCUGGGAAAGACUACCGUCAGGACCCUGGCCGCCAUCAAGCCAACUCGCGAUCUGCGGACCCGUCUGCUGGCCGCGUCUGCUGGCAUGACGGAUACUGAGGCCAAGGAGCUUAACCUCUUUCACGACCUCUUGGAUCGCUGCCUCCACGUCAACCCUGACAAGAGGAUCACUCCUGCUGACGCCCUGAAGCACCCCUUCUUCACAGCCAAGUUGUAUACGACUGGUCGGCGUUGA